Boeremia exigua is the source of this 405-nucleotide messenger RNA. RefSeq lists its product as uncharacterized. The coding region runs from base 1 to 405 and encodes 134 amino acids. NCBI's taxonomy places the organism in Eukaryota, Fungi, Ascomycota, Dothideomycetes, Pleosporales, Didymellaceae. The transcript has a single exon. The record is from RefSeq and is a predicted model, not a curated record.
AUGAAGAAUUUUACACUCAUCUUCGCUUUAGUCAGCUUCGCUACUGCUGUCGUCGCUGCACCUUUUCCUCAAUUCCCUAUCUGCACUUUCGAUCCCGCCAAAGGCGAAUACGUGUGCCCGCCACCGCCGAUCUGCACCUUCGAUCCUGUCAAAGGCGAAUACGUAUGCCCAACUACAGCGGUCUCCGAGCUCACCACGUCUGCCGAGACCAGUUCCACACUCUCCGAGGUCACCGCUGCCAAGUGUGGCGUAGAAGGUCUCCACAAGUGCACACGCGAACGUCAGGGUGCUGUCUGCAAGAAUGGUCAGUGGGAGGUGAUCCAUCGCUGUGCGACCGGUCAGCAGUGCGAUAUGAAGGAGGGCAAGCUAUGCUGUCGCAUCCGCGGCCCUGGCUUCGCUUGCUAG